This is a messenger RNA of Funneliformis mosseae, 492 nucleotides long. The record is from the annotation of a GenBank genome assembly. NCBI's taxonomy places the organism in Eukaryota, Fungi, Glomeromycota, Glomeromycetes, Glomerales, Glomeraceae.
AUACUUUACGAUUACGAGCAAAGUGGAUUAAUAAUAGUGCAACUUUUUGUGUUAGAAGUACUGAAUGUUCAACAUAUAUUGAUGGAAUUAAUAAAAAUUCUCCAUUUUAUCAAUAUUGUAAAAAUGCAAAUAUCAUGGAAUUAUUAGAAUACUUCAAUGAUCCUGAAGAUUGCACUCCCAAAUUUUGGAAUCAGUUAGCAAGAAUGAGACGAGCUAGCGCAUUUAAGGACAAACAAAUUUUUUCUGGAUUGUGUGAAAUUUUUGUGAAAAUAACAAAUCUACUACCGUUUGUACUUGAAAUUAUUUCAAAUAAUAGCAAAAAUAUAUCUGAUGUAUAUGAAAUCCAUAAUCAAGUUUUAAAUCUUACUGCAUAUUUUAAGAUUCAUAUAUUAUCAAUUGGAGUUGAUAGCACAUCAAUAGAAAUUAAAGUACAAAAGAAUAUUAUGCAAACUAAUACUGAAAUGAAACUUGAAUUUAUUGAUGAAUUAUAUG